GGGUAGUGUAGUUGACUGGUAUCAGCAAUUCAGCAUCUUUUAUGAAAUUCCGACCACAAGUAUAAGUUACAGAGUAAAUUUUCUGUGAAUUUUUUUUAAUUCUUGCAAUGCCAGUGGAAAAUCUCGAAGAUGAAGGUCUACCUAAGAAUCCGAACCUAGAAAUAGCGCAGUGGAAGUACAGUUUGAUGGCUUCGCAUGGUGAAAAUAAAGAUAUUGCGAAUAAACUGAUGAAUGCCAUCAAAACACAUAAUAUGGCACCAUUUUAUGAAGAAAUAUGUCCAGAAGUUGGAUGGACUAUUGAUCAGACAUUGCUUGAUAAUAUUAAGAAGGAAAAUACUAGGAAUCUUGAGAGUUUGGAGAAAGCCAUUGAAGAUGCAGAAACCAAUCUUGGAGAAACUGAAGUCAGGGAUGCAUUACUUGAAAAGGCUGAGUAUCUCUGUAAGAUUGGAGACAAGGAAGGAGCUUUGCUUGCUCUACGAAAGACAUUGGAAAAGACUUCAACAACUGGUUUUAAACUGGACAUUAUGUUUUAUUAUUUGCGUAUUGGCUUAUUUUACAUGGACCAUGAUCUUAUCACUAGAAACAUUGAAGAAGCCAAAAGUUUAAUUGAUAAAGGAGGAGAUUGGGACAGGCGAAAUCGUUUAAAAGUUUAUCAAGGAAUUUAUUACAUGUCCAUUCGUGAUUUUAAAAAAGCAGCUGACAACUUUCUUGAGUCAAUUUCAACUUUUACAUCAUAUGAGUUAAUGGAUUACCAAGUGUUUGUUUCAUAUACUGUUUUAACCAGUAUGAUUGCUCUGAAACGUACAGACCUACGAGAAAAAGUUGUAAAUGGAUCUGAAAUACUUGAGAUGCUCCAUCAGCUUCCACUUAUUAAGGACUUUCUUAUGUCUUUUUAUCAUUGUCAUUAUGAUGCCUUCUUUUCUUCAUUGGCCAAAGUUGAACAAGAAUUGAAAAAAGAUCGCUAUUUCCAUCCACAUUAUCGUUACUACAUACGUGAAAUGAGAAUUCUUGGCUACAGUCAAUUGUUGGAGUCAUAUCGUAGUCUUACAUUAGAGUACAUGGCCAAUGCAUUUGGAGUUAGUGAAGCAUUCAUUGACAAGGAACUAUCAAGAUUUAUAGCUGCAGGGAGAUUAAACUGUAAGAUAGACAAAGUAAAUGGUGUUGUGGAGACAAACAGACCAGAUCAUAAAAACUGGCAGUAUCAGUCUGUUGUCAAACAAGGUGAUCUAUUGUUGAACCGCAUACAAAAGUUAAGCCGUAUUAUCAAUGUAUAAUUUUACUAUACUAUGUACUUGCUUGUAUCACUUGUCUGUUAAAAAUCUCACUUGUAGUAGACAUUUUUACUAUUGUAUUGGUGAAACAUUUGUUCUAGUUUUUGUGUUUGAAUUAAUAUAAAAAAAAUAUACUUGAAACAAAAACCUGA
Molecule: messenger RNA, 1423 nt
Organism: Xenia sp. Carnegie-2017
Lineage: Eukaryota; Metazoa; Cnidaria; Anthozoa; Malacalcyonacea; Xeniidae
Product: 26S proteasome non-ATPase regulatory subunit 6-like
Exons: 8
Coding region: 108-1274 (388 amino acids)
Biological process (GO): proteasome-mediated ubiquitin-dependent protein catabolic process
Cellular component (GO): proteasome regulatory particle
Molecular function (GO): protein binding
Source: RefSeq, a predicted model, not a curated record